This is a messenger RNA of Psilocybe cubensis, 1134 nucleotides long. RefSeq lists its product as uncharacterized. Gene Ontology annotation, molecular function: zinc ion binding; ubiquitin protein ligase activity. NCBI's taxonomy places the organism in Eukaryota, Fungi, Basidiomycota, Agaricomycetes, Agaricales, Agrocybaceae. The record is from RefSeq and is a predicted model, not a curated record. The transcript is spliced from 8 exons. Gene Ontology annotation, cellular component: cytoplasm. The coding region runs from base 1 to 1134 and encodes 377 amino acids.
AUGGCCUCCACUCUUUCGGAAUACCUUGACUCUCAGGACGAAUUGGUCAAAGAGGCUGCGCUUGCUCUCCCACAUCAGUUUUCUCAAUGUACCUACUCCUUGGGGCCCCUCAGACAAGCGGUGUAUCUUUGUACAACGUGUCCAGAGGCUCGCGGACUAUGCGCUGCUUGUUCAGUAGCCUGCCAUACUGAUCAUGAGCAAGUCGAACUGUGCGGGCGGCCUUACGAUCCCAAGACGGAGUUAGAGACCAUGAUUCAAUGUCUUGCUUGCGAAGAUUGGUUUCACGAGUCAUGUUGCAACCUUCGUGAAAGACCAAGUUCGAGAGCUAACACCCCGGAACAAUCCGGUAACGAAAUAGGUGGAGACGCGGCAUCAGAAACUUCGUCUUCGGGUCUUCCUCCACCUCUCAUCACCGGUGACGAGUAUGAGAGUUUUGUUUGUGGUUCUUGCACCUCUCGGAAUCCUACCUUAAAACGUUGGGCGGGAACUUGCGGCGCUAUGAUGGUUGUUCGUGACACGCCUUCGGACCCAUGGCGCCGCCUGAAUGGUCCGUCCAAGGUAGGAGCAGAGCUUAUUCAAAUAGAUGACCCCCAAUCUGCAACUUUUGUUCUCGGGACUAAACGCCCUUUGUCUCCUUCGGCUGGGGAAGGACCGGAAACGAAACGCGUGAAAAACAUCUCUGAUGAGACAAUUUCCACAACUCCAUCGUGUCUUGCACCAGACCCUGUACCUUUGGCGCAAAAGAUAUUCGCAGAAAUGGAAUCGAGGGAGUCAGCUCCCUCUUUAGGCGCUGGUGAUGUGUUUUUCACACUUGGAUUUAAGGAAAGAUGGUGCCAAUGCGACUUGUGUUUUCCACCUUUAAAAAUGGAACCCUAUCUUCUACACGACGAAGAGACAUACGAACCACCAGAGGAUCCCGAUUCAGGACUAUCUCUCGAAGAGUUGGGUAUGCGCGCACUGUCGCGAUUACCACGCGACAAGGCCAUAGAUGGAAUACAUGCUUUCAAUGAAAUGAGGAACGAUCUGGUGAAAUUCCUGCGCCCGUUUGCACAAGACGGAAAAGUGGUGAACGAAACCGAUGUCCGGGACUUUUUUGCUUCUUUGAAAGAGGCUGCAAAGAAAGGCCGCGAAUGA